Messenger RNA from Thlaspi arvense, 378 nucleotides. The record is from the annotation of a GenBank genome assembly. Lineage: Eukaryota; Viridiplantae; Streptophyta; Magnoliopsida; Brassicales; Brassicaceae.
AUGGAGACGAACGCGAGAACAACGACGCCAUCUUUGAAUGAAGAAGAGACUCCUCUCAGAGGCAUCUUGUGUCUGAAAACCAGUCAAGACAUGAAGAGAAUCGAGGAAACAGAGGAAUGCUUCAUCCUCGAUUUCGAUCCUUUUGAUUUCGUCGACGUUGAAAGGCUUUCUGGUGAUAAAGAUGUGGCCAUCAUCCACGAGAAAGGCCAGGUGGCUUGUAGAGAUUACCCACAUCCAAGGCAUCUUUGCUUGAAUUUCCCCUUUGGAUCAACUCCUAAUGCAACCCAUUGUGAUCUGUGUUACUGUAACGUCUGCGAUGAGCCUGCUCCUUGUGCACAGUGGAUGUCUUCGCAUUGCAAUGUUUCGGACUCUAUGUAG